CCUUGAAACCAUCAAGGCAGAGCAGGCGUCGAACCUAGGGAAUUCCAAUGAAGAUGAGCAGAGCCUGAAGGACACUCUGGCGGCGUACAGAACCGCUGCAGAAGCGGCAGCGCGGAUUCAGGGAGCGUUCAGGGAGCACGAGCUGAAAGUUAGGUCAAGCGCAGUUAGGUUUGCUAGCAAGGAAGAAGAAGCGAAAAACAUAAUAGCCGCGAUGAAGAUUCAGCACGCGUUUCGCAAUUUUGAGGUUCGUAGGAAGAUUGCAGCCGCUGCUCGGAUUCAGUACAGGUUCCAAACAUGGAAAAUGAGGCGGGAGUUUCUGAACAUGCGUAAAAAGGCAAUUAGGAUCCAGGCUGCGUUCAGAGGGUUCCAAGUAAGAAGGCAGUACCAGAAAAUAACAUGGUCGGUGGGAGUUCUUGAGAAGGCGAUUCUGAGGUGGAGACUGAAGAGAAAAGGAUUCAGAGGGCUUCAGGUUAGCCAACCUGAGGAGAAAGAAGGGGGUGAGGAGGUGGAGGAUUUCUACAAGACAAGCCAGAAACAAGCAGAGGAACGGCUGGAGAGGUCAGUGGUUAAAGUCCAGGCCAUGUUCCGGUCCAAGAAGGCUCAGCAAGAUUACAGAAGGAUGAAACUGGCUCAUGAAGAAGCUCAGCUGGAGUAUGAUGGGAUGCAAGAACUUGAUCAAAUGGCUAUGGAGGAGAGCUGAAUGCAACAACAAUGAAGAGGAGGUGGGUGCAGUGUGGUGGAACUGUAAAUUUGUGUAAAUGACGAGGGGCAAUUUCGACCUAAUAGAAGCUGUUUUCAUAAAAGUUUCAAAGGGUAUUAUGGUAAAUCGAGCCUGGAGCUGGGAGAUCUUCCAUAGAGCGUCUUGUCGUUAGUAUUUUUCUUUUGCUUUGGGGGAUUGUGAAGUAGUAAGUCUUGUAUUGCUGCUGUGUUCUGUGACUUUUGUGAGAUUUGACGCUAAAAAGCUAAAACGUUUUUUAGUUUGUCUAUUAAAUUCUCUCCUUCUUACUGUUUUCUAUCUUGGAUUUCUGACUUAUAAUAAAAUAUAGUAUUUCAAUUA
Camelina sativa (false flax) is the source of this 1057-nucleotide messenger RNA. The record is from RefSeq and is a predicted model, not a curated record. Lineage: Eukaryota; Viridiplantae; Streptophyta; Magnoliopsida; Brassicales; Brassicaceae.